Messenger RNA from Entrophospora sp. SA101, 2196 nucleotides. Lineage: Eukaryota; Fungi; Glomeromycota; Glomeromycetes; Entrophosporales; Entrophosporaceae. The record is from the annotation of a GenBank genome assembly.
AUGGAUGAAUUAUUGCAGAGCAGGCCGUUAGGCGAUUCUUCAAAUCAUGACCUAAAGGGUCAACGCCAAGCUAAUCAAGAACUUCACGAUGAAAUCGAUCAAUUGGCUCAAUCAAACAGAGACUAUGAACGCCGAACAUACAAUCUUGAACGGGAUAUAGUUUUACGUGAGGAAAGAAUUCGAUAUCUCGAGGAGGAGUUAGCAAAUACAAUCGAACUUUCAAUACAAGAAAGGGAGGAAUUGGAAAAAGAGACACCAGACCUAAAAAAAAUCGUUUAUCAUCUUAAAAAGGAGAUCGAACAAAAAGAUAAGGAACUUAUUACCAGGGAAAAUCAAUUAGCUGAAUUUGAUGUCAGAGAAAAAAAACUCAAAACCCGAAUUCGAGAAAUAUCAAAAUCUGCAGGUAAUACUCCUAAAGCAUACAACCAAACGGCAAAGUUAAUAGAUGAGAAUGAACGUCUCAAAUGUGAAAUUGAUACUUUAAAAUAUAAUCUUAAAGAUCGCGACAAUAAAUUAGCUCAGAAAAAAACUCGUAUUAUAGAUUUACAUUGUCAAAACUUUGCAUUAGCAUUAUUAAGAUACAGAGAUAGAGUAGAACUUAUAAAUACUCAAGAAACUUUACAAAAUGCUCAGAUAUGGAAUAUAGAAAAUGAAUAUGAAAUAGACGAAAAUUCACAGGAUAGUUAUACAUCUGAUCCAGAUAUGACAACAAUAAUUGAGUUGGCUGAUACUAUUGAUAAUUAUUUGGAUACCCCUGGAACAAAUAGAACAAUUUUAUCCAAUCAAAUAAAAAGAGUAACACGACAGAUACGUCGCAAAUACAACAAUCUUCAAACAGAUCUUAUAAAUGAGCAACAACGAAGAUAUAAUGCUGAAGCAGAACGAGACCUACGUCAAACAGAAUUAAGAAAUACAGAAGCUGAUCUUAAUUUAAUGACUAUUGCAUAUAAUGGUGAAGUAAAAGAACGACGUCGCUGGUACUAUUCCUAUAAAGAUAAACAUAGACAUGUUAUAAAUUUACAACGGGAUAAAUUUACUAUACAUUUAUUGUUACAACGAUACAAAAGGCAGUUAAAUGCAUGUCGUACUGAAAAUGGAUUAUUAGAAUAUAACCGCCAAAUGCCUCCUGAUGAUUAUGUAAAUACAUUAGAACAAGCAUGGUCUAUUGCAGUACCUCAGAUGACUGCUCUUGAAACUGCAAAUGCUGGAGAUUUUGAUGAUGCCAUUAAAUGUAAUGUUUUAAAAAGCAAAAUAGGUGGUAACGUUUAUCAACAAUCUUCCUAUAACUCUAAAAUAAUAGAAGCUCCAGUAAUUUCGCAAUCACCUGAUAUACAAAAAAUGAUUAACGAGGCAUUAGAAAAACAGAAAUCUGAUUCUGAUGCUGUGAUAGAAAAAUUAAGAAAGGAAGUUCAAUCCCAAAAAGCACAGAAAACUCAGGCACCAGUUGAACCGGUUAGACAACCAAGAGGUCCCCCAUCAAAUUUAAAAACGGAAAAAGAUUAUGAAAAUUAUUAUUUAGCGAAAUACUAUAACGAUUUAGGUAUAUAUGAUUUAGAUUCAAAUUAUCCUGAAAAACCUUUUCAAAGAACAAACCAAUCCGCUAGAAUGGAUAGAAUAGAAUCAAAAGUGGACGAAAUUGGACAAAUGACAUCUCAAUUCGGAAAAAUGGUACUUGAAAAUCAAUCCAAAAAACCGAUAGCCAAAUCAAAUCGAACACAACGAUAUUAUCCUUUUCAACCAAUAAAUUAUAACUUUUCAGCUAAUAAUGAAAAUAGUGGAUAUAAUGAAGAAAAUGAUAUAUGGUAUGGAGAUGAAGGGUUGGAAGCUCAUAGAAAUGCUGAAAAAAAUCAAAACAAAGCAAUUGGAAAAGUCAAAUUUUCUGUUCAAAUUAGUUCUCUAAAAAUUUGGUUAGUCUCUACAUUAUUCUAUUCGAAACCAAUGUUUGAUCAACCAUAUCUUUCUUCAAGUCCAAGAGAUUUUUGGUCGAAUAGGUGGCAUCAAUUAAUCCAUGAAAGUUUUGUAGAAUUGGCAUAUAAGCCUUCAAAAUCUCAUUUAAAACCAAAUAUAUUAGGCGAGAUAAUAGGUGUUUUAGGUAGUUUUUUCAUAAGUGCUGCAAUACAUGAAUACAUAAAUUAUACCACUUUUGGUGUAAGUUAUGGUGAACAUUUUGGAUUUUUUUUAUUUCACGUUUGCUAA